This is a messenger RNA of Panonychus citri (citrus red mite), 1146 nucleotides long. RefSeq names its product vacuolar protein sorting-associated protein VTA1 homolog. Gene Ontology annotation, biological process: late endosome to vacuole transport via multivesicular body sorting pathway. The record is from RefSeq and is a predicted model, not a curated record. The transcript is spliced from 4 exons. Gene Ontology annotation, cellular component: multivesicular body. Lineage: Eukaryota; Metazoa; Arthropoda; Arachnida; Trombidiformes; Tetranychidae. The coding region runs from base 132 to 1082 and encodes 316 amino acids.
ACUAACCCUGAACAUCAGCUGAUCACUUCAAUUGUCAAAACAUUUGCUUUUGUUUUGUUGAGAUUUUGUCACAAUUUUAUUGAUCAUUUGAUUGAUUAUUUUAUUUUUAUCUUUUAAUUUGAUUGUUAAUCAUGGCUUCAACACCUUUGGACCUUCCACCUAUGCCUCCAGCCCUGAAGCCUUUGCUGGGAAUCCUGAAGGCAGCGAGUGACCAUGAAAAGGUUGAUCCAAUUGUCACCUAUUGGUGUCGUCUCUAUGCCUUUCAAUUGGGCCUUGAUAUCGAUAAGAAAUCUCCUGAUUGUCUUAAUUUCCUAACUACAAUCAUGGCCUGGCUGGAAAAGGAAAAGGUUGUUCAUAAAGACAAUGAAGCGAUGAGCAAUGAAUUAGUCGCUCAGGCUCAUAUUGAAAAUCAUGCGAUGAAAUUGUUCACCUUAGCUGAUUCUCAGGACAGAAGUUCCAAGGCUGGAAGGAAUACAAUUAAACUUUUUUUCACUGCAUCUCAAUUGUUUGAUACUCUUAAUGUUUUUGGUGAUACAAGUGAAGAAGUGGCUCAAAAGUCAAAAUAUGCCAAAUGGAGAGCCGCUUAUAUAACUCGAUGUAUUAAAAAUGGAGAGACUCCAUUGGCACCGGAAGAUGAAGGAAAUGGAGAUGAAGGUAAAGUUCCUGAUGAUGUCGGUGGUUCAUCUUCAAUUGCAACCACUUCGCAAGAUGGAAAACCAAAUUCACUAGACUUUCCAACUCAACCUCCUUCUAAUAUUCCUGGAAACUAUUAUAAUCAGUAUCCUGGUUACUAUCCACCUCCACCAGGAACACCCAUUCAACCACCUUACACACCACCGAGUCAACCAAAUCCUCAGGUUCCAACAAGUUCACCUUAUGUCCCACCAAGUGUACCAACAGCAACAACCAAUCAACCGACACCAACUACUGGUUCCACUCGACAAUUAGAUGCCGAUUCCCUGAUUCAGGCUCAAAAAUACUGCAAAUACGCUGGAAGUGCUUUACAAUUUGAAGAUAUUAACACCGCCGUUUCUAAUUUGGAAAAGGCUUUAGCUCUGUUGAAAACUGGUCAACAAUCGUAAUCCAAUUGUUGUGAUUAUAUUUUCAAAUCUCAUUAACUGAUUAAAACAUUUCUUUUUUCUUAAA